Molecule: messenger RNA, 2004 nt
Organism: Humulus lupulus (European hop)
Lineage: Eukaryota; Viridiplantae; Streptophyta; Magnoliopsida; Rosales; Cannabaceae
Exons: 4
Coding region: 1-2004 (667 amino acids)
Biological process (GO): telomere maintenance; DNA repair
Molecular function (GO): DNA helicase activity
Source: RefSeq, a predicted model, not a curated record
AUGUCGGAAGAUUACUCUACUUCACAUCCACCUUUAUCUCAUAUAAGAGCACAAGUACUCCACCAUAUUCAUUCAAUGCUUCAAACAAUGGGAAGUGAUAUUAAUGAUUACCAUUUGGUCGAUCAUACAGUCACAUCCAAUGAAGAAGCUAUGAAACUAAAAGAAAUACGUGAAGAAUUAAAUAUAUUAAUAUCUGAAGAGGAUUUAUUACUACCAGAAACUUUGAAUGUCAAACAAAGAGAGGCAUAUGAUAUAAUUGUUCAAACAGUAUUUGGUGGAGCAUCUGCUACCUUUUUCAUAGAUGGACCUGGGGGAACUGGAAAAACUUAUUUAUAUAGAGCUAUUCUUGCUACAGUGAGAUCGCGAGGCAUGAUUGCUUUGGCGACAGCAUCCUCUGGAGUGGCUGCAAUUUUAUUACCUGGUGGUCGCACUGCACACUCAAGAUUUAAAAUUCCUCUCACUUGCGAAAAGGAUACUAUAUGCACAGUUAGCAAACAAUCUGGAUUAGCCAAAUUACUACAAUGCGUAAAAUUGAUAAUAUGGGAUGAAGCUCCGAUGUCUCAUCAUCAAUCAAUAGAAGCUUUGGACUUAAUGUUGAAAGACAUAAAUGAUUCUGCUCAACCAUUUGGUGGUAAAGUUGUUGUGCUUGGUGGAGAUUUCCGACAAGUAUUACCUAUUGUUCAAAAAGCCAGAAGAGAAGAAACUAUUGAUGCAACUUUAGUGAAAUCAUAUUUAUGGCCUUUGCUUCACAAAAUUCAAUUAACAGAAAAUAUGCGCGCACGAUUAGAUCCAAGCUUUUGCAAGUUUUUACUUCGUGUCGGCAAUGGUGAAGAACCAACAAAUAAUGAUGAAAAAAUUGAAAUUCCUGCAUCAAUGAUUAUUCCAUAUGAAGAUGAUACUUCAUCAUUAAAAAAUUUAAUAAAUAAUAUCUUCCCAAAUUUAGAUGAAUGUGCAAGCAACACACAUAUGAUGAUCCAUCGAGCAAUAUUGACACCAAAGAAUGAAUAUGUUGAUCAUAUAAAUAAUUUACUGAUACAACAAUUCCCAGGCAACGUAACUACAUACUAUAGCUAUGACGAAAACAUAGACUCUACUGAACAAAAAAUUGAAGAAGAUUUUUUACAUAGCUACACACCAAGUGGGUUUCCCCCUCAUCAACUUCUUCUAAAACUAAAUUGUCCAAUCACAUUGCUACGAAAUAUUAAUCCUUCUGAAGGCUUGUGUAAUGGUACACAGCUACUGUGUCGUCGUUUUAGCUCAAAUUUAGUUGACGCGGAAAUAGUUAGUGGACAAUAUUCUGGAAAAAGAGUCUUCUUACCAAGAAUUCCAUUUACACCAAUUGAAAAUCAACAAAACUUGUUCCCUUUUAAAAGAACUCAAUUUCCAAUUCGCUUAAGUUUUGCUAUGACAAUAAAUAAAGCUCAAGGUCAAAGUUUAGAGCAUGUUGGAUUAUACCUUCUGGAGCCUAUCUGGAAGAUGGAGAGGCAAAUCAAAAGCAUAAAAGAAAUAUUCCCUCGAAGUAAAAAUUGGAUCUGCAAGGUAUUAGUAGCUGAGAAGCAUCCUCCCAGAAAUUCUCGCCGUAAUUCCUCCAUAUUUCAACAUCUUCUGCUUGUUGACAAGGAGGGAACAAGGAUACAAGCUACAAUCUUUGAGGAAAACAUACAAAAAUAUGAAAAGUUAAUCAUUAUGUUUAAGACGUACAACAUCUCAAAUGCUUUAGUCAAUUUCAUUCCACAACAAUAUCGGAUAGUUGAUAAUAAGUACCAGUGGAUCAUCAACGAGCACACUGCUGUUAAAGAAGUUGAAGAUGAAGAAAUAAUAAAUGCACCACAGGAACUUUAUAACUUCUCUUUUGUGCCAUUCAAUGCUUUGGAGCAAUAUAAAAGUCGCACAAUGGAAGUUGAUAUCCUGGCUUUAGUCAUCGACAUACAACCACGAAAAUAUAUCCCGACAUCAUCUGGUGUAAGUUGUGUUCGAGAAUUGACUCUACUGAAUGAAGAGUAA